AUGGCAGAUCCGUUAUCCGUCGCUGGCAGCGCUGUCGGGAUCGUGUCACUAGGUCUCACAGCCGCCCAAGGCCUCAUACAGUAUUACCAAGCAUAUCGCGGUCAAUCUGAAGAUGUCGCCCACACAACCACGAAGCUUGAACACCUCUUGGAUCUGCUAGAGAAUUUGCAAAUCUUACUCAGCAGUCGAAAAUCUGACGCCAAAGACGGUGAUCUUCUGGAUAAAGUGAAUUCAUAUGUGGAAGAUUCCUACGAGCCCAUUCAGGAACUGGAAGAACAGUUGAACAAGCUCAGGAAAACUUCUGAUCGCGAUGUUAUUGCGAGUUUGCAUAGCUUCGGCCGCCGGCUUGUCUAUCCAUUGAGAAAGAGCACACUGCAAAAGCUGGAGGCUGACAUUGACGACUCAAUGCAAGUCAUAUCGCUUGCAUUACAGCUUCUUCAGAAUGGAGAUUUGAAUAGAGUGCAGGAUGAUGUAGCAGCAUUGCUGAAGCUCGUGGAGGCCGCUUCUGUUAGUAGUGAAGUCAGGUCGUGGAUUAAUGCUCCAGACGCCAGCAUCAAUUUCAAUGAGGCUGCUAGGAAAAAGCACACCGGCACAGGCAGCUGGUUCGUUGAAGGAUCGCAAUUCCAAGACUGGUUGGUGAAGCCCGCUUCUUUUCUUUGGAUUGUCGGCUUCGCUGGCUGUGGCAAGUCUGUUUUGAUGACGACUAUCAUCGAGCAUACGCAGCGUCAUCAUCAGUUAAAGCAAGGAAUCGGCAUUGCUUUCUUCUUCUGUACUUUCAACGAUGAAACCAAGCAGCAUUGCUCAGCUAUGCUUCGCUCCAUCAUUUUGCAGUUGUCCAGCCAACUCGAUCAGAGAGACAGUCCUCUUUCCAGGCUAUGGAGGCGUUCUAAGUCCCACUCUCCCACCGAUCAAACCCUCUUAGAAUGUCUACAUCAACUUGUGCACUGUUUCAAAGAUGAUGUUUAUAUUCUAAUUGAUGCUUUAGAUGAAAGCCCUUCAGGAACAUAUCGAGACGGAGUCCUGGAUGCUCUAGCCGAGAUAAGAGAUUGGGGCGAGCCUCGGUUGCAUCUCAUCGUAUCCAGUAGAGACUGCUCCGAUAUUCGUUCAUCGCUUCUCAUAACAUCUUCUGAUGAAACUAUGAUAAAGAUGAGAAACGAAUCGAUUGACAAGGAUAUCAACAAUUUUGUAUCUCAGCAUCUCCGUACCCACCAAAGGUUCCGAAAGUGGAAAGAUUACUAUGAUCAGAUCGAAGCCGCCCUCGUCGAUGGGGCUCAAGGCGUAUUCCGCUGGGUAGAGUGCCAGUUCACGGCAUUAGCUAGGUGUCCAACAAGUGAAUACAAUCUGAAGCGCACUCUACAAUCACUCCCGAAGAGUUUAGAUGAGACAUAUGCACGCAUGCUUCGAGACGUGGAUCCCAGCUACCGAGAGGACGCCCAGCGUGCCUUGAACUUGCUUUGCUGUGCAAGGCGUCCUCUGCAGGUCGAAGAGCUUAUGCAAGCGAUAGCCGUGGAGAUGGGCGAUUCGCCGAAGUACAAUUCAGAACGCCAACUCAAGAGCAGCGAGGAUCUUCAGCAGAUAUGUGCCGGACUCAUAGAUAUUGAUAUUCGAUUUACUGAUCGAUCUGGCCGUGGUAUGAAAGAAUUAGACCUACCUUUCAGCACAAUCAUCGACAAUCGUUACGAGGUGGUGCGGAUCGCCCAUUUUUCCGUCCAGGAAUUUCUGAAAUCAGAUCGGAUACAAAAGUCAAAAGACUUCCAAGACCUGGUCGGUUUUCACGUGAGCAUGCAGGAUGCCAAUGAUCAAAUGGCGGGUACUUGCCUCGCCUUUUUGUUGGAACCCCCAAUACUCAAACCGAAGAGCUCAAGAUAUUCUUCAUUCGCAUCUAAAUAUUUGGUGAAUUAUACACCCGCCUAUAUAUCCUUUGAGGAUUAUGCAGCACACUGUUGGGUCGACCAUUUUGACGAAUGCUCUUCUAGUUCCUCCACAAGGGUGCAAGUUUUUCGUCUCUUUUUCGGGGAAGGUGAUGCAUUUGAGAAAUGGAUAUCGAGGCGGAGCCAUAAAAUCGAUUCAAAAACCAGGCCAUCACUACUUUACUAUGCCUCAUAUUUUGGACUAACUCCAAUUUUUGAUGCUCUCGUAGAUAUUGGCCUAUCAAAAGAACUAGCCGCAACAUAUAAUGGGUGCAUUCGAGCUGAGCCGGUCUUUCUUAACGAAGUGACUAGCUAUGGAACAGCUCUUCAAGCAGCAUCAGUAAAUCGCCAUAUUGAGAUUAUGAAGCUGCUUCUUAAAGAAGGUGCUGAUAUCAACCAAGAAGGCGGUUACCUUGGAAGCAAUGGUUACCCUGGAACAGCGGUUGAAGCUGCAUCACUGGGUGGCUGUUUAGAGGCUGUUCAGUUACUCAUCGAAAAAGGAGCUCGUAUCAAUGAAGUGGUUGUUCGAUUUCUCAUCAAGAAAGGAGCUUAUGUUGAUCAAGAGGCUGGUCAUCACAAAACACCUCUCCGAGCUCGUUCAGAACACCGUCGCUCAGACAUUCCUCAGCUACUUCUUAAAGAAGGAGCCAAAAUCAACUAUGAAACUGAUGUCGCAAUAUCCUUUCAGCCUAAGUCAAGAUGGGAUACGAGAGGUUGUGCAAAUAUCUCUCAAAUUGGGGUUCAAGCCGAGCAAGGGCCUGCCUGA
Clonostachys rhizophaga is the source of this 2676-nucleotide messenger RNA. The record is from the annotation of a GenBank genome assembly. NCBI's taxonomy places the organism in Eukaryota, Fungi, Ascomycota, Sordariomycetes, Hypocreales, Bionectriaceae.